AUGUCCUUUACUCCACUCUUUCGGGCAUGCACCAGUUCAAAGUCCCUGCUCAAUGGCAAGGCAGUCCAUGCAAAGCUACUCAAAUUUGGGUCCAAAGCAAACGUUUUCACAAACAAUCACUUGCUCGCCAUGUACUUAAAGCUCAAUCAGUUCGAUGAUGCCCAACGACUGUUCGACAGAAUGCCUGAAAGAAACAUCAUUUCUUGGACAACGUUGAUUUCCACAUAUUCUCAAAUGGGUAUGUCUGAGAAAGCUUUGGAUUGUUUUAGAUCAAUGGUUCUUGAAGAUGGGUUUGCUCCAAAUGGUUAUACAUAUGUAGCUGCUUUAUCGGCUUGCACUAGUUUAGGAGCUGAAAGAACAGGGAAGGAGUUACAUGGGAGGAUGUAUAGAACUGAGGAGAGCCUUAAUAGUUUUGUGACUAAUUGUCUGGUUAAUUUUUAUGGCAAAUGUGGGUUGUUGAAGUCAGCAAGAUUGGUUUUUGAUGGCAUUUUGGAACCCAAUUCUGUAACUUGGGCUUCUCUCAUUUCUUGUUAUUGCCAGUGUGGGGAGUAUGAGGAAGGGUUGAGGAUUUUCUUGUUGGCUUUGAGGUUAGGGGGGAUAGUGAAUAAGUUUUUCUGUGGGAGUGUUUUGAAUGCUUGUGCUGCUAUGAAAAGUUUGCAACUUGGUAUGCAAAUUCAUAGUCUGAUUGUCAAGUCUGGUUUUGGGAUGGAUCAGUUUUUGGUGACUGGUUUGAUUGAUUUUUAUGCAAAAUGUGGUGUAUUGGACUUGGCACGUCGAGCUUUUGAUGAGGCAGAUGCAUGGGAAUUGCAUGCUUGGACUGCAAUGAUUGGUGGCUGUGUGCAGUUAGGGAGUGGAAGAGAGGCCAUUGACCUUUUCUGUAAGUUGCUUUCCUCAGACUUGAAACCAAGUGAGACAACUUUUUCAUCAGUUCUUGGAGCUUUUGCUGAUGUAAAAGGAGUUCGAGUUGGGAAACAGAUCCAUUGCCGGAUUGUAAAAUUGGGAUUCGACUCAUUUAGUUUCGUAUGCAAUGCUUUGAUGGACUUUUUCUCCAAAAGUGACCUGUUUGAGGAAUCAUUAAAGCUCUUUCAAGAAAUGAAAGAACAUGAUGUUGUUAGCUGGAAUACGCUAAUUGCUGCAUGUGUGAGCUCAGGUCGAUAUGAAGAUGCGAUCAGAUUUCUCAAGGAGAUGUUGCUUGAGGGUUUCGAAGCGAGUCUUUACACUUACUCUAGCAUUUUGAGCAUUUGUGGGGAUUUACCAGCUAUUGAAUGGGGCAAGCAAUCCCAUUGUCGUGUUCUGAAGCCUGGAUUUGAUUCCAAUGUGGUUGUUGGGAGCACCCUCAUUGAUAUGUAUGCUAAAUGUGGACGACUUUCUGAAGCACGUAGAGUUUUUGACAUCCUUCCUACGAAAAACCUGGUAUCUUGGAACACCAUGCUUGUAGGAUAUGCGCAACAUGGGUUUGGGAAAGAAGCUUUAGAGAUUUAUGCUACUAUGCAAAACAGUGGGGUUAAACCUAAUGAUAUCACAUUUCUUGGAGUAUUAUCUGCCUGUGGACACGUUGGACUUUUAGAUGAGGGACUUCAUCACUUCAAUAGCAUGACCCAGGUUUAUGGAAUCAUUCCAAGGACAGAUCACUUGGCUUGUAUAGUGAGUCUAUUUGCACGCAAAGGACAAACAAAACAAGCUUAUGGUUUUAUAAAGAACUUUCCAGGGGAGCCAGAUAAGGUGGUGUGGCGGUGCCUCUUGUCUGGUUGCAAAGCUAACGGAGACUUCAUCUUGGGGAAAUAUGCCGCUGAAAAGAUUUUAGGUAUUGAUCCAGAUGAUACUUCAGCCUAUAUCGUAUUGUCUAAUAUCUAUGCGGAGUUACAGAUGUGGGAUGAAACGGCCAAGAUGAGAAAGCUGAUAAAGGAGAAAUCAUUAAAGAAGGAAACUGGAUAUAGUUGGACUGAGUUGCAGAAUAAAAUAUAUACAUUCUCUGCGUGUAAUAUUAUGUCCCUUCAAGAAAGCUAUCUGCAGCAAGUUUUGACUGGGUUGACGGCCCAAUUGUUUGAUUCAGGAUAUGUGCCUGAUGUCAUGUUCUCGUUGCAGUUUGAGGAGUAA
Nicotiana tabacum (common tobacco) is the source of this 2097-nucleotide messenger RNA. Its product is annotated as pentatricopeptide repeat-containing protein At3g53360, mitochondrial-like. Gene Ontology annotation, cellular component: intracellular membrane-bounded organelle. The record is from RefSeq and is a predicted model, not a curated record. Gene Ontology annotation, molecular function: protein binding; RNA binding. Lineage: Eukaryota; Viridiplantae; Streptophyta; Magnoliopsida; Solanales; Solanaceae. Gene Ontology annotation, biological process: RNA modification.